Lutra lutra (Eurasian river otter) is the source of this 5195-nucleotide messenger RNA. Its product is annotated as kelch repeat and BTB domain-containing protein 6-like. NCBI's taxonomy places the organism in Eukaryota, Metazoa, Chordata, Mammalia, Carnivora, Mustelidae. The record is from RefSeq and is a predicted model, not a curated record. Gene Ontology annotation, molecular function: protein binding.
UACAUCACAGGUACUGCGUAAGUACUUUAUUAAUCUAAUCCGCAAAUAUUCAUUCAGAGCAUCCUAUUUAACCUACGCAAUUCAUGUCGUCGUCACACAGCGCUAUGACAUAUUGUUGUUAUUCACAUUUUAUAAAACCAUUCUGAGAGCGAAGCCAAACAGUUGACGAAUACAGAAAUGUGCGACCAAUCUGGAUUCCAAAUCCAAAGUUCUAAACCAUAAAUCCGAACGAAAGAAAAUUAGCGAUUUCUAAUUCCGUCAGCUGAAACAAUGAACGGCCGAUAAAUCUCGCGAUAUUAUCGAAACUACUACUCCCAACAAGUACAGCGGCUUCUGUCCAUCCGCCUAUCCCCUUGAGGCUGCAGGGCCCCGGCAUGCCUUGAGGCGCGAAAGGCAGCUCGGGAGCCGUAGUUCUCUUGGACGCCUACCGGUAUUGCCAGCGCGGCAGUGGCGGCUCUCGGUUCCGUCCAGCGGGUUCUGUAAGGCGAGCUGAGGCGGAGAAAGGGCGCGGAACUGGAGGAGGGUGAGUCAGACGCUGUCUACGCUAUAAAGGGAGGCGGCACUGCGGCACAGGGCUGAAUUAGGUAAAUGGACCCGUGCUGCAGUCUCUCCGGAGACACCGCGAUCUAGCGCCAGCGAGAAGAGGGCGAGGAGGAGCCAGAGCCCGGUCCUUGCACCCAUUCUCGCCCUCGUACCCCGCCGCCAUCUCCACCAUGCAGUCCCGGGAAGAAGCUCCGCGCUCUCGCCGCUUGGCCAGUCCCCGUGGCGGCAAGCGGCCCAAGAGAAUCCACAAGCCCACGGUUUCGGCUUUUUUCACGGGCCCGGAGGAGCUGAAGGACACGGCUCAUUCUGCAGCCCUCUUGGCACAGCUGAAGUCCUUCUACGACGCGCGGCUGUUAUGUGAUGUGACCAUCGAGGUGGUGACGCCUGGCAGCGGGCCUGGCACCGGCCGCCUCUUCCCUUGCAACCGUAACGUGCUGGCUGCCGCGUGUCCCUACUUCAAGAGCAUGUUCACCGGUGGCAUGUACGAGAGCCACCAGGCAAACGUGACCAUGCAUGAUGUGGAUGCCGAGUCCUUCGAGGUGCUGGUCGACUACUGCUACACGGGUCGCGUGUCCUUGAGUGAAGCCAACGUGGAACGCCUUUACGCGGCCUCUGACAUGUUGCAGCUCGAAUAUGUGCGGGAAGCCUGUGCCUCCUUCCUAGCCCGCCGCCUUGACCUGGCCAACUGCACUGCCAUCUUCAAGUUUGCUGACGCCUUCGGCCAUCGCAAGCUGCGAUCGCAGGCCCAGUCCUUUAUAGCCCACAAUUUCAAGCAGCUCAGCCAGAUGGGCUCGAUUCGGGAAGAGACUCUGGCAGAUCUGACCCUCGCCCAGUUGCUGUCAAUUCUGCGCCUGGAUAGUCUCAACAUAGAGCUGGAGCAGACCGUGUGUCAUGUGGCUGUGCAGUGGUUGGAGGCAGCUCCCAAGGAGCGAGGUCCAAGCGCUGCGGAGGUCUUCAAGUGUGUCCGCUGGACGCACUUCACAGAUGAAAAUAAGGAUUACCUGGAAGGGCUGCUGACCAACACCAUAGUGAAGAAGUACUGUCUGGACCUUAUUGAAGGGGCCCUGCAGAUGCGCUAUGGUGACAAGUUGUGCAAGUCUCUGGUGCCGAAGCCAGAGACCAGCAGUGGCAGCAGCGGCAGCAGCAGCAGCAGCGGCAGCGGGGGCGGCAGCGGCAGCGGGGGCGGCAGCGGCAGCGGCAGCGGCGGCAGCGGCGGCAGCGGCGGCAGCGGCAGCGGCAGUGGCAGUGGGGGCGGCGGCGGUGGCUGCAGCAGCAGCGGCAGCAGCAGCAGUGGUGGUGGUGGCUCUAGCUCCUCUGUUGUGCCCACAGCAGAAAAUCCCCCCCAGAGGCUGGGCGUGUGUGCUAAGAAGAUGGUGAUCUUCUUUGGACAUCCUAGAGAUCCCUUUCUGUGCUGUGACCCAUACACCGGCGAUAUUUACAAAGUGCCGUCACCUCUGACCUGCCUUGCUCACACUAGGACUGUCACCACCUUAGCUGUCUGUGUCUCUCCAGACCAUGACAUCUACCUGGCCGCUCAGCCCAGGAAGGACCUCUGGGUGUACAAGCCAGCCCAGAAUAGCUGGCAGCAGCUUGCCGACCGCCUGCUGUGCCGGGAGGGCAUGGAUGUGGCCUACCUCAAUGGCUACAUCUACAUCUUGGGUGGGCGAGACCCAAUUACUGGAGUCAAACUGAAGGAAGUGGAAUGCUACAGUGUCCAGAGAAACCAGUGGGCACUGGUGGCUCCGCUACCCCAUUCCUUCAUCUCCUUCGAUCUAAUGGUAAUCCAGAACUAUCUCUAUGCUCUCAACAGUAAGCGCAUGUUCUGCUACGAUCCUAGCCACAAUAUGUGGCUCAAGUGUGUUUCUCUCAAGCGCAAUGACUUUCAGGAAGCCUGUGUCUUCAAUGAUGAGAUCUACUGCAUCUGUGACAUCCCAGUCAUGAAGGUCUACAAUCCGGUCAGAGGAGAAUGGAGGCAGAUUAAUAAUAUUCCCUUGGUGUCGGAGACCAACAACUACCGCAUUAUCAAUCACGGCCAAAAACUGUUGCUGAUCACCUCGCGCACCCCGCAGUGGAAGAAGAACCGGGUGACCGUGUAUGAAUAUGACACUAGGGGGGACCAGUGGAUUAACAUAGGUACCACCUUAGGCCUCUUCCUUGAUUCUAACUUCUUUUGCCUCUCAGCUCGUGUUUAUCCUUCCUGCCUUGAACCUGGUCACAGUUUCCUCACUGAGGAAGAAGAUGUGCCGAGUGAAUCUAGCACUGAAUGGGUAGGUGGAUUCAGUGAGCUGGACUCUGAGUCAGGAAGUUCAAGUUCUUUAUCUGAUGAUGAUUUGUGGGUUCAGGUAGCACCUCAGUGAAAUGCACAGGAUCAGCAGAAUUUGUUGUAGAUAGGUUUGAAACACUAAGGUGUUUUCACUGCUUUGGAAAGUGUCUUAAAGAGAUACCCUUCUCUUUGCUGGGAAAAAAACAACAACAACAACAACAGGUUGAUUCAUUUCAGGUUUGGUUUAGAAAGGGUAUUGUUUGAAAUACUAACAUAAUUUAAUGUUAGGGAAUUUAUACACUCAAAGAAAUCAACCUAUUUAAUAAUUUACUGUUCUCUAAAAGUCCAGUAUUGAUUUGAUUGUUGGGUAUGUUUAUGUUUGAUUAUACUAAUUUAGUGUUCUGUUAUUAAUCUUAUCUUCUGUUUUGUGCCACAAGUACUGUGACUUGAAUUUUGAUUUUCACAUAGAAAGCUGAUUGGAUAGGAAUUAUCAGGUAGGGUUUGGAAAGUCUAUCUUUCCUUUGGGACAGGGUAGAAGGUUUCCAAAACUUUUAAAACUAGUGGGUUAUUAACAAAAUGUGUUUCUAAUUUAAAUAUAGUUUGCCAGGUUUUUGUUCAGUUACCUCCCCUUUUGUGAAGAAAAAAAAUGCAUUGUUUAAUGUGACUGGUGAUUUCAUUUGUAAUGAUAGUACACAUGGCGGUAAGCUGACUAAAGUAAAAACAAAACAAAAACAAGAUUCUACUGUUUAAAAAGAAACUCAGUUUAAAUUUGUAAUGUAAAAUGUGUAUUUGCAAACAGUGACCAAUGUUCCAUCUGUUCUAGUAGGGUCACCAGUCAUCGGAAAACCUUAAAAAAAAAAACAAAAAAAAAAUUAAACUAACUUGCUUUGUAGGUUCACAUUUUUGAUCUAUACUUGAUAUAUGCUUCACAGAAUCAGAGGAAUCAUCCUCUUUUUCACUGGACACGAUUGUGUAAAUUUGUAUCCAUUGUCUUAAAAAGUUUAUGUGAUUCUUAAAAUACUUUGGCUGUACAGUUUUGGUGUUCAUCUUAGAUUUGUCAGCAAAAUGUGAUUAUUCUUUGCUGUUUAAUGAGAUAAUAUUCGUUUUGAAAAUAUGUGUAAGCUAAGAACAGUAUUUUAUUGAGAUCAGUAGAUAUUGUGUCUAUCAACUAUAAAAUCAAGUGCCAGCAAAGAACUUUAAAACUUUAAGUUGUGUAUAGAACUGUUUUGUGUAGCAUCGAAAUAUUGUCAGUUUUGUAAGUCACUAAAUGUUAUUAUCAGCUUAAAGGUAUUUUUGUAUUAAAAGUUUACAGUUAAAUAACAUAAGUGAAUGAUGGCAUUUGGGGCCAGUAGUGAAAAGUAUAUUUCGUCUAAAAUAUUUCCCUAAGCAGUGGUAUACAUGGUUAUUUUAUUAGGGUAUUUGUAUCUGUUCCGUGUUUCUCUGUGAACCAUGCUCCAGUCUUUGUUUCUGUCACACUACGGAAGGAAGAAUUCAGAAACAGAGACUACGUCAUACAAAACUGACCUUUGCUAAAUACAAGUGCUUACCUCUUGAGGGUUUACUGGCUAUGGCCAUCGUGCUCCGUACCCGUGAAAAAAUGACCAGAUGCUCACAGUGUAUACGUUUUUUCUAUACCCAGUUAGAAUUUUCUUCCUAAAUCCUCAUUCAGUAACAUGCUAAUUCCUCUUCUAUGUUUAUGCUCUAGUGGUAGAAUGCUAACGUUUCUCAGACGGUGGCUGAAUACAGAGGAUUUGUGUUCUCAGGUGGGGAACCGAAGUUUUUAAUGAAAUACUAUAGGAUGAAAAUGGAGAGAGGGACACAAAGGGUUAAAAAAAAGUUGUCUCAGCCAAUUUUGAUUGGCCAUCUGAAGAUACUACAAAACAUUCCUCUUUAACGUUUUUAGUGAACUAAGAUGCUUGUCCUAACAGUAUGUGGUUCCUUCAAAAGGGCAAACAUGCUUUUAGUUGUUUAAGGCUACGUUUUGUUCUAUUUAACAGCAGGGUUGUUACAAGCACUGUAACUUAACACAAAACUGUGUCUCAGUAGUGUAUUUGGCCAAUUUUUUCUUCACCAGUAACCUUCUUGUGGAUAGCUUUUUGUUUUGUAAGGUUGAAAUAGGACAGUGCUGAUCUGAACCAGAUUGUCUCUCUGCAGAAUUAAAGUAUGCAAGUGAAUGCUAAAUGACAAAUUCUCUAAUUUGUCAUUCUCAACCUUUGAGUUAGGGAAAAGCUAAGUAGCAGUAAUAUCUUGGUUUACAAAGAAGUUUUCUUGGGAAGAAUUUUGGUUUCGUGAUAUAUUUGUGAAUUAGAGAAUUGAUGUUAAUCAUUAUUUUAUAGAUAAGUGAUUUGUAUGUGAUUAGUUGCAAAUAAAACUGGUAUUAGAACCUAAA